Zalophus californianus (California sea lion) is the source of this 4666-nucleotide messenger RNA. Its product is annotated as ATP-binding cassette sub-family A member 3-like. Gene Ontology annotation, biological process: lipid transport; transmembrane transport. Lineage: Eukaryota; Metazoa; Chordata; Mammalia; Carnivora; Otariidae. Gene Ontology annotation, molecular function: lipid carrier activity; ATP hydrolysis activity; ABC-type transporter activity. The record is from RefSeq and is a predicted model, not a curated record. Gene Ontology annotation, cellular component: membrane; intracellular membrane-bounded organelle.
GGGGCCCGCGGUGGCUGGGCGGUUGGGGAAGGCGUUGGCAGGAGGCACCGCGCCGCGGGUGACGCUUGUCCCUCACAGGUGGAGGUGGAGGUGUGGCCGUGGCGGUUACGAGGCCUGAGCGAGAAUGGAUUUGUUGACAUUCAACCAAUUUGCAGUGCUCCUCUGGAAAAAUUUUACCUUAAAGAGGAGGCAGUUCUUUACUUUAACAUUGGAAGUCUUAACAGCACUGGUGUUUCCGGUGAUGAUUUUGCUAUUCUGUACACAUAUUGCUAUAAAGGUUGUUGGACCUUACAAUUAUACUUCUCAGCCCGUCAAUAGUUUGCCUUCUUUCAUCAAAAAUCCUGAAGAGUAGGAAUUGAUUUAUGUGCCUUCUGACAUUGAUGUGGUACAGGAGAUCACUGAGAAUGUGAAGAGGUAUCUGAACAUCAAUGUAAAAGUUCGAGGGUUUGCUUCAGAAAUGGAGCUUGAGACGUACAUUAAGUAUGACUAUGGAUCGCGUAAAGUACUGGCUGCCAUCAUUUUUGACUGUAACUUCAAAAGCAGCAGUGACCCUCUGCCACUUCAGGUAAAAUAUCAUCUGCGUUUUGUUAAGAUACAGAGAUCUUUGAUGUGGCCAGACAGUCUGGGCUGGAUGACAUCCUUACUCUUUCCUAUUUAUCCCUCUGUAGGACCCAGGAACACAGAUUUUAAUGAUGGAGGAAGUCCUGGGUACAUCAGAGAAGGGUUCCUGGCUGUACAGCAUGCCUUAGAUAAGGCCAUCAUGCUAUAUCAUGAGAGCAGUGCUAGGCAGAAACUGUUCGAUGGUAUCAGUAUCUUUACACAGAGAUUUCCAUACCCAGCUUAUUCUCAUGAUGGAUUAAUUUGGAUCACUAGUUCCUUCCUCCCUUUGAUGUUCAUACUCAUGUUCUCUCCAACUGUACUUUCCAUCAUGCGAUCCAUUGUCUGGGAAAGGGAAAAAAGAUUGAAGGAGUACCAGCUUAUAAUUGGACUUAAAAACUGGAUCAUCUGGGCUGCCUAUUUCUUCACAUUCUUCUUUUUUUAUAUCAUUAUUAUCUCUAUGAUAUGUGUUUUAUUCUCUAUUUUUAGUGAGCCAAUCUUCCGCUUCAAUGACGGUAGUUUCAUCUUCGUCUUUCUUAUGUGUUAUGCCAUUGCUUCAAUAUUCUUUGCCUUUAUGGUUAGCACAUUCUUCAAUAAAGCCCAUUUAGCUGCUUCUGCUGGAAGUCUCCUAUAUUUUGCCAGUUUCUUUCCAUUUAAUACCAUUACUCAAUUCUACGGGCAGAUGACCCUCACCAAGAAGGUGGCUGCCUGUCUCAGCUCAAAUGUUGCAUUGGCACUGGGAAUUAGACGUCUGCUCAAGUUGGAAUUAAGACAAAUUGGUAUUAAAUGGGAUAACAUUUGGACACCAGUCAACCUUGAGGAUAAUCUCAUGUUUGGCUAUAUUCUGUUAAUGCUUUUACUUGAUGCUUUCUUGUAUGGCCUUGUGACCUGGUAUAUAGAAACUGUCUUUCCAGGGCGGUAUGGCGUGCCCCAACCAUGGUACUUUUUUCUUAUGCACUCAUACUGGUUUGGUGAACCAAAAAUUAGGGAAAAAGAAGAAAUGAAAAGCUGUGGGGAAACUCUAAACAAGUAUUUUGAGGCUGAACCUACUAGUUUGGUGGCAGAUAUCCAGAUCAAACAUUUGCACAAGGAAUUUGGUGACAAAGUAGUAGUAAACAACAUUCUGAAUUUAUAUAAGGGGCAAAUCACUAUUCUUCUAGGACAAAAUGGGGCAGGAAAAACUACAGCCUUGUCUCUUCUCAUAGGUAUGUAUUCAGCUCUGUUUAGAGCAGAAGUUUAUAUUCAUGGAUUUGACAUCUCAAAGAACGUAAUUGAGAUUCGAAAAAACUUGGGCUUCUGCCCACAACAUGACAUGUUGUUUAAUGACUUGACACUUUCAGAACACCUUUUUUUCUACUCUGUGGUGAGUCAGAAAUGUUUUAAAAUUAUACAGUUUGAACCUCUGAUUAAUGACCUGGAAAAUAAACAAAAAGAGCUGGGCAUUGCCAGCUUUGGUGUUUCAAUCACCACCAUGGAAGAAGUCUUCAUUAAGGUCAAUAACCUGGCAGAUUCCCAAAUGGAUAUUCAGGAUACCCACUCUCUUUCCUUGAAGGGCCAAAAAAUAAGACGAGACAUGAGGUGGAAUAUGAAUGUGCCCAGAUAUCAUGAGAGAGCUGUUUUUUCUAGAUUGAAUGAAAUUGCUACUAUUAAAUUUAAUACUGGGUUUUCACUCUACUGCCAGCAAUUUCAUUCCAUGUUUAUAAAGAGAGCACUAUUCACUUGGCGCAAUUGGAAGUUGAUGUUGCUACAGAUAUCAGUAAUUUUGGUUUUCACUUUGUAUCUUUUAAGAACUGCACACUCACAUCUUGACCUACCCAUGAGAGAACUGGACUUGAGUCAAUAUGGUCAAACAAUUGUGCCUUACUCAAUUUCAGGGAAUUCUGAUUUGGCUCUGAAUUUCAUAAAUAAUCUUAAGAUUUUUCUAAAACGUAAGAAUCAAGAACUUUGGGAAGUGCAAGGUAAGGUAACAAAACAUAUAAUGGAAAACAAAGAGUUUCAUGACUUCUCCAUUACUGCACUCUCCAUUGAGGUUGAGAAUAACAAAACAGUAUUUACUGUUUUGUUCAAUAAUGAGGCAUACCAUUCAGCGGCAACAUCACUGGCAGUGUUAGACAACGUUCUUUUUAUGUCACUUUCUGGCCCCAAUGCUUCCAUCAAAGUCUCCAACAAGCCUCAACCUCUCCCUCUUUAUGAUCAUAACAUAAUGCCUACAAAUGGAUUACAAAUAGUAGUAAAUUUGGCUUUUGGCAUGGCUGUUGUGGUCGGUAGCUUUUGCCUUCAGACAGUGACUGAGAGAACCACUAGGACAAAGCACAUCCAGUUUGUGAGUGGGGUCUCUGUACUUACUUACUGGCUGUCUGCUUUUCUGUGGGAUCUCAUCUACUUCUCCAUUCUCUGCUGCUUACUACUGGGAGUGUUCCAAUACUGCAGAUUGGAUGCAUUUGUUGCAGAUUACAACUUUCUGGACACAAUGAUGAUCUUUAUGCUGUAUGGUUGGUCUGCUGUACCUCUCAUGUAUCUUGGAAGCUUCCUGUUUUCUAGUAGUACUGCUGCCUACAUCAAGCUCACCCUCUUUAAUUACUUUUCAACUAUUUUCAGUAUCAGCAUUUACAUCAUAAGACAACAGUAUGGCCUUGAUUUUCCUCACUACACCAGAACCCUUAUAGAUAGUAUCUUAGUGAUGCUUCCUAGUUACAACUUUGCAAUGUGUAUCAGCAAAUUCUCUGAAAACUAUGAGGUGAAAAAGCUGUGUGCCAGACAAUUUCCAAGUAUAUCUGUGAACUGCAAUAAAACAUCUGUUGAGAACAGUGUCUAUAAUUUUGGAACACAUGGGAUUGCAAAAUUUUUUAUUGCAUUGGCUGUCUUGGGCUUAUUUUAUCUCCUUUUCCUUUUGUGUCUGGAGACUACAUCCUGGAGCCUGCAGAACUUUCUCUCUCAUAAAAUUUUAUCUAAUGUCCACAACCUACUCAUAAAAGGCAGGAAGUCUACAGUGUCCUGUCAAACCGUCAAGGAUUAUGAGGAUGAAGAUAUAAAAAAUGAAGAAAAUAGAGCCCUGACACUGCCUCCCAAGUUAAGGAAUACCCCACUUGUUCUGAAAGAACUUACAAAGGUUUAUUAUAAGUGUCCAGUUGUAAAGGCUGUAAGACAUAUCUCCCUUGUAGUCCAGAAAUCUGAGUGCUUUGGAUUACUUGGAUUAAAUGGAGCUGGGAAAACCACUACAUUCAAAAUAUUGACUGGAGAGGAUACCACAACAUCAGGAGCUGUGUUGAUUGAUGGCUUUAACAUUACCAAAAAUAUCAGAAAGAUUAGGUCAAGAAUUGGCUACUGUCCUCAAGAUGACCCCAUGCUCCACCACAUGACAGGUCAGGAAAUGCUGAUGAUGUAUGCCAGGCUUCGAGGGGUCCCUGAGCCAGACAUUUGCAAGUAUGUGGAAAACUUUUUGUAUGCAAUGCACCUGGAAACAAAUGCUGAUGAGUUUGUCCACAUAUACAGUGAAGGAAACAGAUGUAGACUAAAUACUGCUAUUGCCCUAAUGGGAAAGUCCUCAGUUGUCUUCCUGGAUGAGCCAUCUACUGGCUUAGACCCAGUAGCCAGGCGUCUGCUGUGGGACACAAUUACAUGGAUGUGUAGAAGAGACAAAGCUAUCGUUAUAACUUCUCACAGCAUGGAAGAAUGCGAGGCCUUCUGUACCAGACUGGCCAUUAUGGUAAAGGGGAGGUUCAAGUGCCUGGGCAGCCCUCAGCACCUCAAGAACAAGUUUGGUAAUGCAUACACUCUGACAGGAAAGAUUAAGUUUGGAAACAAUGAAGAUAAACUAGAGGAGUUCAAAGAAUUCAUGGCAGCAACUUUCCCAGGUAACAUCAUACACCAGGAACAUCAAGGAAUUAUUAGCUACUACAUUCCCAAAAAGGAAAUCUGCUGGGGAAAGGUGUUUAGUAUUUUGGAGGAAGCUAAAGUGCUAUUCAAUCUAGAAGACUAUUCUGUCAGUCAGAUAACACUGGAGCAAGUCUUCCUGACCAUUGUUAAUAUUGAUAAAACAGAAAAUAUUCAAGAAAUAAAAGUGCUAUGA